This is a messenger RNA of Myiozetetes cayanensis, 1458 nucleotides long. It is a transcript of the gene PGLS, whose product is annotated as 6-phosphogluconolactonase. Gene Ontology annotation, biological process: carbohydrate metabolic process; pentose-phosphate shunt. Gene Ontology annotation, molecular function: 6-phosphogluconolactonase activity. Lineage: Eukaryota; Metazoa; Chordata; Aves; Passeriformes; Tyrannidae. The record is from RefSeq and is a predicted model, not a curated record.
UUGAUUGAUUGAUUGAUUGAUUGAUUGAUUCUCUGAUCGAUCGCGUGGGGCGGACCAGGCCGCACACCGUUGCUAGGCGACGCUCCGCUCUGAUGACGUCACUCGCGCCGCGACGCCUCCCGGCGUGCCCGGUUGCCUGGCAACGCGUCGCGCGGGUGACGCCACUUCCGCCUUCUCCUCGCCCCUCAGGCCGCCAUGGCGGCCGUGUCGGUGUUCCCGUCGGCGCGGGAGCUCGGCCCGGCCCUGGCGCGGAUCGUGGUGGAGGCGGCGGCCGAGGCGGCGCGGGAGGAGGGCGGGCGGUUCUCGCUGGGGCUCUCGGGGGGCUCCCUGGUGGAGCUGCUGGCGCGGGAGCUGCCGCCCGCCCUCAGCGCCGCCCCCGCCGCCGCCGACCCCGCGCGGUGGCUCCUGGCGUUCUGCGACGAGCGGCUCGUGCCGCCCGAGCACCCCGACAGCACCUACGGCGCCUACCGGGCCCAGCUGCUGUCCCAGCUGCCGCCCCGGGCGCGGGUGCUGUCGGUGACCCCCGGGCUGGACCCCCACGCUGCUGCCAGGGACUACGAGGAACAGCUGCGGGGGGCUUUCCCAGGGCAGGAGGUCCCUGAGUUUGAGCUGCUGGUGCUGGUGGGCCUCGAUGGACACACCUGCUCCCUGUUCCCGGGACACCUGCUCCAGGAGCAGGAUGCGGUCGUGGCGGCCCUGGAGGACUCCCCGAAGCCGCCCCCGGCGCGGGUGACGCUGACGCUGCGGGCGCUGAACGCGGCGCGGCGCGUCCUGUUCGUGGCCACCGGCGCCUCCAAGGCCCCCGUGCUCAAGCGGAUUUUGGAGGGCGAGGAGCAGCCCCCGCUGCCCGCGGCGCUGGUGCGGCCGCGCUCGGGGCGCCCGCGCUGGCUGCUGGACCAGGCGGCGGCGGCGCAGCUCGGCGUUCCCGAGGGAAAACCGCCCGGAGAGUAGGGAUGGGAGAGGAUCCAGGAGCUGGGAGAUCCCCCUGGAAACCACCCCGGAAUCCCGGUGAGGCGUUCCCGGAGCUGAGGAUUCCCAGGGACGGCAGAGGCGGCAACGCUGGAUCCCUGGAUCCCAUUCCGGGUGGGAAUGGGGAAUCCCGGGGGCUGUGGACCCAAAAACCUUGGGAUUUUUUUACUCCUUUUUUUUUUGGGUGCUUUGCUGAGCUUUCCAAGGAGAAAUUCCUUGGAUUUGCCGGGGGUUGGAAUCACGUGUGGGGACGGGAUGAUUUUGUGCUGGAGGGUUUGGAAUCUGGGUGGGAAUUGGGGAGAAGGGGCUGGAAUGGGUUUGGAUUUGGGUCUGGCAUUCCAGGCAUUCCAGGAGCUGAGUAUUCCCAGUAUUCCCAGAACACUCCAGAGCACAGAACUAGUGCUGGAUCCGUGACAUUGCAAACUGGAAUCCCAUGGGCUGUACCCCAGAAUAAUGGGAUUUUUCACUCUUUUUUUGGGAUCAAACGGU